UGCCAAUUUUUUUCUUACCAAUGACCCCAUCCAACCCAAUUUAAAAUGACAGUCCGUAGCAAGACCCCUUCAGUGAUGGGAAGCAAGUUUGUCCUCUUGAAAUGCCUAUCGAAACCAAGAAAGCUAUAACAAGUCAACAGAUAGAUUAUAGGACACUUGUAUUAACCGCGGCUUAUGGAAGUUUUGCUCCAUUGCCAACUAGUUCUUCCCCAAACACGUACCUUUACGAGUUCGUCUCCCCUUCCCCCGAAGUAAAACAAGUUCACCCCCUCUUAACUGACUUACGACUCCUGUACGAGUCAUGCAAAGCCGCAAAAUUACUCCAUCUUGAGCAAACUGAUUUGACACUAUUUCAUGUUCGCUGCAAGUCCACAGGACUACUUUUCAGAAACUAAGGGAAUGACCGACUUACGGAUUUCGUACAAUAAUAUUCGCUUGUCGCUGGGCUGUUACAAAGUGACUUGAGUGCUUUCGUUUUCAAGUGUUUGACCAAGGAAAAAAUUGCAUUUUGACCAAAGCAUUCGAACCAUGUUUCAGGAGCGAAUUCGACGAAAUUAUAAGGAGGCUGGGUUACCGUAAAGACGACCGAGCGUCAUUCCUUCGAAAUUAAUCGGGCGUUUCGAUACUAGUCGUUUUGAUUCAUGAAUAAAGUCAAGUCGACACUCUACAGUCAGUUUAUCGAUAUCCUGGGACACUUUAUUUAAUGGAGCAAAAGCAUCACUGACUGUGGCUAGAAAACUAAUGAAAAGUGAUCUGGACAGCAGACUGGGGCAACGAACGUAACCAUUUAUGAAGAGUAGUAACAAGAAGAAGAGAAACGAAAAGUCCGAGAAGUUACCGCCAGGAAUGUCAUGGAUAGCUUUAAAAGGUUACGUUUAGGGAAUUUAAAGAGCAAUAAAUGAGAAGAAUCGAGUAAGUUACUUAGCUUUGAAAAAGGUACUCCUAAGAGAAAGUAAUCAAACAACCUUAAUUUCUCUUGGUACUCCGUAGCUGAUGUGCUUAACGAUACGAGAUGGACGAUUGUUUGGUUACAUGUUACAAGCUAAAUUAUUUCAUCCUUUAAGAAUUUCAAACAAGCGUACACUUUUUUUUCUGCAACGUCUCGCCGCAACGCCACGGUGAUCUUUUUUCUCGAAUGAAUAGACUUUUAUUCGUUCUUCCUGUAAGACCCUGUCACUUACUUUGGGAGUGAAGGCCUGGUAAUAUAACAUGACUCCUGGUGAGUCAUGAUAUAUUUUUUUUAAUUAAUAACCAAAGUUUAUUGAUCUAUUGACAGGAAUACUACUAAAAACUAAUAUUACUAGUAUUAAAAUAACAAUUAAGCAAAUCGGGCUAUUUACAAUUCAGUAAAAAGGUUAGUACGUAAUUUAAACUAAAAAUAAAACUAGAAGUAAUCUUGUGCUUAUAUUCAUGUAAAAUUUACGAUAAGGCGAGUGAACCAUUUACUAAAACAAGAACAAGUUAUGUUACACGACAUUUUUUUUUAUCCCAAGGAGACCACUGCUGCAGGUAUAGCGCGGGCUCCACGUAUGAACAAAAUGGCGGCAUAACAAGUUAAUAUGACAAUAAUAAAGAGUCGGUGAGGCUGAAAGUUUUUCGGUGCCUUUGACGAUAGUCCCUCAUGGCUGAAGUGCCGUUUCUUCGUGAAAUUUACUAGUGAAGCAAUUUCCUUUGUUAAAAUGUUCUCAAAGUAUUCUGAGUAUUCAUCAAAUCGAGUGACUGGUGCAGAAGUCAUUGCACAUAGAGCUUUCUUUUUGAGCUUCAUCGUCACCUUAACAGCUCACGACUGUCACCGUAACCUGGAACCCAUGUGGCAGUCAGAUGUUGGAUCAUCUCCUGUCGUAUCAAGCGCUCUUGUGGCGGAUGUAAAUGGCGACAACGUUAAAGAUGUCCUAGCCACUUCCUUGAGUGGUCAGGUAUCAGUUGUUGAUGGACGGUCAGGUCUUAACUUAGCUGGCUGGCCAGUAACUUUGCCUGGAAAAAUUUUAUUCGCUGCACCACUACUGUUUGAUUAUGACAAUGAUGGGAUGAAUGAGUUGGUUUUGGUUACAGCAGAUGGUGUUGUGUCCUUUGUAAAGAAUGAUGGUUCCUUUCUAGAGGGAGAGACAUUUAAGGUUCCACCUCUGGUGAUGAAGAGAGAUUGGUUUGUGGUAGAUCCUGAACAGAUUACCAACAGUGACUAUAUCAGUUCUGUUUCAAAUCCUGCAAAGUCAGCUAGACUUGCUUCCAUAUCAGAAUUUAUCCUUGAUGAUCUAAAGGAUGAACAGCUGUAUUCCAACUCAAGCAGUGACUAUGGUCCAGGAGACAGUUUCUGGUCCAAGUAUCAUCCAGGCAUACGCCCAUCUGGUUUAUCAACAGAUGGCAUCAGUGUCUUUGUAGACCCACACAUUAUCUCCACUCCACUCAUCACAGACUUCAAUGCUGAUGGAACUGAAGAGGAACUUGUCAUAGUGGCCAACUUCUAUUUUGAAGAGAAAAGCCAGUUAGCUCUAUCAGGGCAAGGUUUGUCAUCAGAGGAUCUUCAAAAUUACUUGGGAAGUGCCAUCAUAGUGUUCAACCUUCACACAAAACAGCUUGUGUUCUCAUCAAUUUUGCAUGUGUCCAGGAAGUCUAGUCAGUACCCUGCUUAUGCUCUGUCCUCUGGUUCUGCUGUUCCAGUUGGUGGAAUUGUUGUAGGAACAUCCUCAGGAACUGUUUACUUUGUGAAAAGCUCCUUAAAUGAACCUUUGUUUUUGAGUACCAUGGACAGCCUACCUGGCCAAGUCAUUGUAUCAGAUGUGAAUCAAGAUGGCUCAUUGGAAAUUCUGGCAAUAGACAACAGUGGCAAUAUUGCUUGCAAGGACUUUAAGGGGAAAAUGGUGUGGGAGACCACUGUUUCCAGUUCAAGUGCCGCAGGGAUACGUGUUGCUGAUGUGGAUGGAGAUGGUUUUAUGGAAGCUGUUGUUGCCACGUUUGAUGGGUAUCUGUGGGUUCUAGAAGGAGACACUGGUAAGGUGUUAGACGGAUGGCCUGUCAAAUUACCAACUGAAGUGCGAGCCACAGUUCUGCUCACUAAACUAGUUCCUGGAGAAAGUACUGCCGCAGAUAUAAUAGUUCCCCUCAUUGAGGGACAGAUCGCAAUCAUCCGGGGUAGUGAUCGCUGCACAGACCUGAUCAGUGUUGGUAAGACUGUGCUGGGGAGUGCUGUUAGUGCUGACAUAGUUCCAGGGAGGCUGGGUUUGGAGAUGGUCCUAGGGGCUGAUGAUGGCACCCUGUUGUGUAUAGCCCAUACGCCAAAUACACCAACAGAUAGUCUUGCCCUUCCUGUAGGCAGGAACCAACUGUUUUCAUGGCCAGCGGAAACUUUGCCAUGCAGUGGAACAACUUUUUACUCUGGAAAGGUUGGGGUACGGUUUACAACUAAAUCUCUGGAAAAUACACAGAUUACCGGGAAAUAUUUUCCCGUCGAGUUUGAAAUCAGAGAUGAACAACCAAAGGACGUGAAAGGAAAAUUCUACAAUUUAAAGAUUUUUAUCGGCAGACAACUGAUAUUCAAGAAGAGUUACAAGUCUCCAGGAAUAUACACGGAACAAGUUGAGGUUCCGUCAAAACCUUGCAGGGCUGUUCUAGUAUUGAAACUCAUCACUGAACACGGACAGUGCUUUCAAAACUCUCUACAUUUAAGUUUUAAUGACCGCUUUAACGACGACAUGGCGUGGCUGCUUCUAGUGCCGUUUAUAACAACCGGAUGUCUGCUGUUGAUUCUUCAUGGUUGGACACAAGUGAGUGCAGAUGUAUUGCCAACGAGAAUGACGGGGAAAAAGAGCAGUAAAUACUGAAGAAACAAGCAAGGAAACAAAAACUACAGAUAUGCUCAGUGUCCAUAGUGAAACAGGAAAACCAGAGUAUGAACAGGCAGACAUGUAAUGGACAAAGAAACGUUCUCCAUACAAUCGAACAGAAAACUCUCCCACCGCGUGGGACACCGCGUGGCCUUAUGGCCCAGUUGAUGGUAGCGUCGCUCUGGCUUCCGGCAGGUACAUAUUCAAGUUCCAUCAAGUUUUGGUCGCCUUCUACAACUGCUUUAAAUGCAGUUUUACUGAGAGAGUCAAUCCGCCAAUUCUCAGUCAUUUAUCGUACUUAGUACCAACUGGAACGUUUGGAGAAAAGAGGAUGGCUGCUCGAAGAGACUAUUAGGAAUGGAAUCAAUUGAAAAUAACUGAUUCAGCACUGUGAUCUAUUAUUGCUUAGGGGAAAGAAGGAGUUGUAAACAACAGAAAAACAGCCAUGAUUUGCGCACUCUAAGUCCGAAAUGGUCAGUGCGAGGAAUAAUGACUGGAAUGAGGUGCACGUGAAUGGCAAUCAGACAGGUUUGGAAAACAACAAAGUUCAGAUAAAAUGUAUAUAUUGUCAGGAGAAAUGACGACGGGACAGAGGUUAAAGUCACCCGGCAGUGAAAACGGAAUACACAGAUGUUACAUUCACCUAAAAGCCACCUUAUGCCUUGUGAUGGAUAAGUUAUGCGCGAAAGAAUUUUUUGCAUCAGGCGUAGAGUGAGCUGAAAGAGGAAAUGGCCGGCGCCACUGAAAAGGGAGUAGGGUGGGGAAAUUUGUAAAUUUCUCAGUAUGUAUGAAAUUAAAAAAGUUUUACAACAUGA
Messenger RNA from Stylophora pistillata, 4636 nucleotides. RefSeq lists its product as uncharacterized. Lineage: Eukaryota; Metazoa; Cnidaria; Anthozoa; Scleractinia; Pocilloporidae. The record is from RefSeq and is a predicted model, not a curated record.